AUGAUGGCCUUCAAGGCAGUCCUUGCUUCGCUGCUCUUUUCGGCACUUGCUAGGCCUGAAGGCCUCAGCAUAAACCACAGCUUGUUCGAAGAAAGACAAGCAGUGCCAGGGAAACAAAGUGGUGCUCUUGUCCGGAGGGCCGCAUCGACAGACGUUCUUCAUACUCUUCAUGCAGUAGAAAACUUGAAAGCCGAUGCUCUUUCGGUGAUUUUGGAGUUUGUGCGCGUGGCCAAAGGUGGCUACACAGCCAGCAACUUCGAUGGUAUGCUUACUGCAAUAGAGAGCACAAUGGGUGAUUUGAGCACGGGGAACCCAAGCAAAAAUCUGAUUGCACCGCCAAAUGCCGACACAACGACGAAGGUGCAGCAACUCUCAGACACAACAAAUACUUUGCAUGCCCUUCUUCGGGGCAACAUCGCUUCUGUUGCUUCCACUUCAACAGCAGUCCUGACUGACCUCAACGCGCAGUACCGGACUAUUAGUCAGGACUAUGACAUGUUGAUCUUGCAGUACCAGGCAUAUGCGCAGAUGACCGGAGUUGCUGAGAAAAUGGUUGAAGCUUAUGCCCAUCAGCUUGAAUCCUAUAGUGUCAGCCUCUGUGUCGAUGCCACUCUAAUCCUGCUGAACAUCAACGAGCAAGUAAACCUUGACGAGAUGAAGCGCUUGCAACGGCGAUUUUCAUCGCUUCUUGAGAGUAUCGCGUGGGGCGACGUGGUGGCAGGUAUCGCAGAUUUGACGAACGUGUGCCAGUUGCAAGCCAUCCUCACCGUGGCAAAAGAUUGGUUUGAUGUGCAGACCAGAUUGCAGCCGGUUCUGACUAUGGACCGUAGCAACGCGGAGUCUGUCCUUGAAGAUCUUUCAGGUUGCUCAGCAACGCUUCGUGGAAGUUUGACUAUCUUCAUACACCAAGCAGAACAGCCUGAUUGCAAUCCUUUGAGCGGUAUGGAUGCAACCUUGUGGAAGAAUGGCAUCAACGAGAUCAAUCAAGUUCGGCGGCUGAUUGCACAAGCAGCUCGAAUUUACCUCCAGGCGAGGGAGGUCAGCGACAGCAGCCUGGAAUUGUUGGUCCUUUCACAGGCGAUUUCGGAUGGGGCUUCAGCAAUCUCCAAUUCCUAUAAAGGUUCCUAUGUGGAGUCGGUGCCAGUGGCACCCACUCAAGAGCUUGUGGAUCUGAUGAAGACUGUCUAUGACGAAUGGUUGACCUUCAAGAGUGAUGUGGAAAGAGGCAUGCUAUCGCUCUCGGGUUCUAUGGUGGAUAAGAUCAUCAGCCAAAGCUCUCUGCUUGAUACUCACCUUCAACAGGCAGGGGCCAUCCUGUGGCAGUUGAUCCAGCAGAACAGGGCAAUGCUUGAGAACUUGGCGAAAGAAGCCUUAAUCAUCAGUGCUGCGGACACAGCUGAGGGCAAAACAGGUACUUUUGACAGCAUGGCCUUGUCCUUUGAGAAUGUUCACUGGGAACUGCUGCGUGGAGCUUCAGGCUCCCUGUUGAUACCACAGGCGCUUAAGAAUAUUCUGAUCCAAAUGUAUGGCUCCAAGGAUUUCCUGAACAACCAUCUUGGCUUCAUUGCAGCGGAAGCGGCAAGCCCUGUGCUGGUGGAUGCGUUUCUGGCUUUCAAGCGGGGCUGGGAUGAGUUCAGGCCGUCGGAUGAGCUGCGAAUGCAGGAUUUGCAAAUUGCGUAUAUCUAUGGAAAUCCGAAUGCGGUUGGGUCGAAGGACAAUUUGGACUUUGCCCAAGGAGACGAAUACUAUCAUCAGGCACACAAGCAGUUCCAUCCUACCUACCGAGCAAUCCUUUACGAGCGCAACUACUAUGACAUUUUCAUUUUCGAUUUGCAAGGCAAUCUGAUUUACUCGGUGUACAAGGAGCUGGAUUAUGCUACAAAUUUCUUGGCCAAUGGUGCCGGGGAAUGGAAGGAUAGUGGCCUUGGAGAAGCUUUCCGCGCCGCCGUGGUCAACCCCGAUAUCAUCAACAUCAUAGACUGGAAGCCUUACGGGCCCAGCUAUGGUGCUUUAGCCAGCUUCUUAUCCACUGGCAUCAAGCAGGAUGGCCAACUCAUCGGAGUCUUUUGCACACAGAUGCCUCCAGAGUCCAAGCCGGUGCAAGUCACCGAAAUGCAGCCUUUACUGGAUAAAGCGGUGGAUUGCAUCACUACGGUGGUCAGCUAUGGGACAUGCACGACAGUGCUUGAUGCAACCUCGUGGGAGAUCAUGCUGGAGGAGAGUUCUUUGCUAAGAUGGAGGUUUUUCGUGACGAGCACCGAGUUUGCACUGCUGACACAUGGAUUCUCCCAGAAUUGGCUCAACGCUUCUGCCAUGGGCUUGGAAGA
This is a messenger RNA of Durusdinium trenchii, 2327 nucleotides long. Lineage: Eukaryota; Dinophyceae; Suessiales; Symbiodiniaceae. The record is from the annotation of a GenBank genome assembly.